Molecule: messenger RNA, 8509 nt
Organism: Ctenopharyngodon idella (grass carp)
Lineage: Eukaryota; Metazoa; Chordata; Actinopteri; Cypriniformes; Xenocyprididae
Product: testisin-like
Exons: 42
Coding region: 25-7035 (2336 amino acids)
Biological process (GO): proteolysis; cell-matrix adhesion
Molecular function (GO): serine-type endopeptidase activity
Source: RefSeq, a predicted model, not a curated record
CUAACUGAAUCUGCUUUCAUUACAAUGGAGUAUCUGAAGUAUCUGAUGCUGAUAUUUCUCAUGACACAGGGCUGUGGGGUUUCCUCACUGAGCACUCGUAUUGUGGGAGGUGAGGAUGCACCUGCAGGGAACUGGCCUUGGCAGGUCAGUCUACACGUUUUUGACCAUCACAUCUGUGGAGGAUCCCUCAUCAGCCAUGAAUGGGUGCUCACUGCAGCUCAAUGUGUUUACUUCUCACCCCCAGACAGUAACUGGACUGUUUAUCUGGGCAGACAGAGCCAAAACAUUUCAGUCUCUAACCCAAACGAGGUCAGUCGAGGAGUCCAAUCCAUCAUUACACAUCCAGACUACGACCCGGAUCAGUUCACCAAUGACAUCGCCUUGCUGAGAUUGAGUGAGCCGGUGAACUUUACCAGCUACAUCAGCCCAAUCCGCCUGGCUGCUAAUGACAGUGUCUUUCACAACGGCACCACCUGCUGGUCCACUGGAUGGGGAGAAACCGGCUUUGAAGGCGCUGAGUCCAGUUCUGGAACUCUGCAGGAAGUGAAAGUAAAUGUGGUGGGGAAUAAGGAGUGUGACUGCAGGUUUCAAGACAUCCAAUUUUGGGAUGUAAUCACUCCAACAAUGAUCUGUGCUGGAGGAGAAACAGGCAAAGGAACAUGUUUUGGAGAUUCUGGUGGUCCAUUACAGUGUGAGCAGGAUUCUGUAUGGAUCUUAGCUGGUGUCACUAAUUUAGGGAUUUCUUGCUUUGCUAAUAAUACACCUGACGGUUAUGCCAGAGUAUCUGAAUUCCAAAACUGGAUCUUGGAAAAUGUUAAUGGAUCAGACAUUGGAUUUGUGACUUUUAAAUCUGAUGGGGAAGAUAAGGACAGCAGCUUCCUGUGCAAUGGAGAAGAGACAGUUUCAGGCCUUUUCUACCCAUUUGGAAAUGGAGACAUAGAGAAUCCCUCUGAAGAUGAUGGAAGCUCUCCAAUAGUAUUCUUGGAAAAGCCCUUUGUAUAUUUUGGACGUGUUUAUCGACAGACUUAUGUUCAUAUCAACGGGCAUUUGACAUUUGAUGGGCCUCUUUCAGAGCCAGUACCCAAUUAUUUACUGUCGCAAGUCAACAGAGACAUUAUUGCUCCUCUUUGGACAAACAUGGACAACACUGUGAAUGGAACCAUCUCCUAUCGUCAGGUCACCAGAGGUGGACUCUUACUAGCAGCCUCAAACCACAUAAACCAGUAUUUUCCCAAUCUGAACUUCACUGCCUCAUGGCUAUUCAUUGCCACUUGGGAUAAAGUACCAUACUUUAACAACUCACAAUCGAGUUCAUCUUUUCAAGUUGUUUUGGUCUCUGGUGGCUCUCUGUCUUUUGUCAUGAUGAACUAUGGAAAUAUCUCCUCUACGAAUCAACACUUUCAGGCUGGCUAUGACACAAUAAACUCAACAAAUAAUUUUUCAAUCCCUGUGCCUGAUGAAAAUAAGCUGUCCAACUCCAGCAAUGUCAAUGUCCCGGGACGCUGGGCAUUCCGUGUUGAUGGUGGACCUGAAGAGGGAAUUUUCUACCCAUAUGGAGAUGAGGAUACAAAGAAUCCUGCAGAGGAUUUUGGAAGUUCUCCACUGAUCACCCUGGAGCAGCCAUUUGCCUACUUUGGGCUUGUUUAUAAUGAACUAUACGUGAAUAACAAAGGGUACCUGACUUUUGAAGGACCUUUUCACCAGUGGUAUCCCUAUUAUUUUCCUGCAAACUCGACUAGAGACAUCAUCGCUCCACUGUGGACAGACAUUGACAUUACACGCAAAGGAAUCAUCUCUUACCGUCAAGUAACAGAUGGUCCUCUAUUGAACCGGGCCUCUAGAGACAUAAACCAAUAUCACCCCAACUUGAACUUCUCUGCCUCGUGGGUUUUCAUUGCAACAUGGGAUAAAGUACCAUACUAUGGAUACAGGCGGACAGAGUCGACCUUUCAAGUGGUUUUGGUGUCUGGCAAAAACAUGUCAUUCACACUCAUGCACUUUGGUAAUAUUGCCCCAGCCAUAUAUCCUGUUACGUCUGGAUAUGACACAAGUGGAUCAACUGAUUUCUUUACAAUUCCUGUCUCUGACACCACAAACCUGUCUUACACCAGCAAUGUCAAUGUCAUGGGUCGAUGGGUAUUUCGAACUGGCACUGUAUCAGAAAACAAUGGAAUAUUCUACCCGUAUGGAGGUGUAGAUGAUGGGAAAAACCCACAGUCGGAUGAUGGAAGUUCUCCACUGAUCCCCUUGCGGCGACCAUUUCUGUACUUUGGCCGUGUAUAUGACAAAAUAUUUGUGAAUAAUAAUGGAGACCUGACCUUUGAUGUGCCACUUUCCCAGUGGAUUCCCAAUUAUUUUCCUGCAAACUCAACUAGAGACAUCAUCGCUCCACUGUGGACAGACAUUAAUAAUCGUGGAGGAGGAAACAUCUCUUACCGACAAGUAACUGAUGCUUAUCUCUUGAAACGGGCUUCAAGAGACAUAAACAAAUAUUAUCCCAACUUGAGGUUCUCUGCCUCGUGGGUUUUUAUUGCUACAUGGGAUAAAGUACCGUACUUUAGAAUGACAAACACAAGUUCAUCUUUUCAAGCCGUUUUGGUCUCUGGUGGCUCUCUGUCUUUUGUCAUGAUGAACUACAGAAAUAUCUCCUCUACGAAUCAACGCUUUCAGGCUGGCUAUGACACAAUAGACUCAACAAAUUAUUUUUCAAUCCCUGCGCCUGAUGCAAAUAAGCUGUCCAACUCAAGCAAUGUCAAUGUGACGGGACGAUGGGUAUUUCGUGUUGAUGGAAUAUUCUACCCGUAUGGAGAUGUAGAGGAUGAGAAAAACCCACAGUUGGAUGAUGGAAGUUCUCCACUGAUCCCCUUGCGGCGACCAUUUGUGUACUUUGGACAUGUAUAUGACAAAAUAUUUGUGAAUAAUAAUGGAGACCUGACCUUUGAUAAGCCACUUUCCCAGUGGUUUCCCAAUUAUUUUCCUGCAUACUCGACUAGAGACAUCAUCGCUCCACUGUGGACAGACAUUGAUAAUAGUAGGAAAGGAAUCAUCUCUUACCGACAAGUAUCAGAUGGUCCUCUCUUGAAACGGGCUUCAAGAGACAUCAACAAAUAUUUUCCCAACUUGAGGUUCUCUGCCUCGUGGGUUUUUAUUGCUACAUGGGAUGAAGUACCGUACUUUGGAAUGACGGACACAAGUUCAUCUUUUCAAGUUGUUUUGAUCUCUAGUGGCUCUCUGUCUUUUGUCAUGAUGAACUACGCAAACAUCUUCUCUACGAAUCAAUGGUUUCAGGCUGGCUAUGACACAAUAGACUCAACAAAUUAUUUUUCAAUCCCUGUGGCUGAUGCAAAUAAGCUGUCCUACUCCAGCAAUGUCAAUGUGACGGGACGAUGGGUAUUUCGUGUUGAUGAAAUAUUCUACCCAUAUGGAGAUGUAAAGGAUGAGAAAAACCCACAGUCGGAUGAUGGAAGUUCUCCACUGAUCCCCUUGCAGCGACCAUUUGUGUACUUUGGCCGUGUAUAUGACAAAAUAUUUGUGAAUAAUAAUGGAGACCUGACCUUUGAUGAGCCACUUUCCCAAUAUUAUCCUUAUUAUUUUCCUGCAUACUCGACUAGAGACAUCAUCACUCCACUGUGGACAGACAUUGAUAAUAGUAGAAAAGGAACCAUCUCUUACCGACAAGUAACAGAUGCUUAUCUCUUGAAUCGGGCUUCAAGAGAAAUAAACAAAUAUUUUCCCAACUUGAAGUUCUCUGCCUCGUUGGUUUUUAUUGCUACAUGGGAUGAAGUACCGUACUUUGGAAUGACAGAGACAAGUUCAUCUUUUCAAGCUGUUUUGGUCUCUGGUGGCUCUCUGUCUUUUGUCAUGAUGAACUACAGAAAUAUCUCCUCUACGUUUAAACACUUUCAGGCUGGCUAUGACACAAUAAACUCAACAAAUUAUUUUUCAAUCCCUGUGGCUGAUGCAAAAAAGCUGUCCAACUCCAGCAAUGUCAAUGUGUUGGGACGAUGGGUAUUUCGUGUUGAUGGUGGGCCUGAGGGAAUAUUCUACCCGUAUGGAGGUGUAGACGAUGAGAAAAACCCACAGUCGGAUGACGGAAGUUCUCCACUGAUCCCCUUUCAGCGGCCAUUUGUGUACUUUGGCCGUGUAUAUGACAAAAUAUUUGUGAAUAAUAAUGGAGACCUGACCUUUGAUAAGCCACUUUCCCAGUGGAUUCCCAAUUAUUUUCCUGCAUACUCAAUUAAAGACAUCAUCGCUCCACUGUGGACAGACAUUGAUAAUAGUAGGAAAGGAAUCAUCUCUUACCGACAAGUAUCAGAUGGUCAUCUCUUGAAACGGGCUUCAAGAGACAUAAACAAAUAUUAUCCCAACUUGAACUUCUCUGCCUCGUGGGUUUUUAUUGCUACAUGGGAUGAAGUACCGUACUUUGGAAUGACAAACACAAGUUCAUCUUUUCAAGCCGUUUUGGUCUCUGGUGGUUCUCUGUCGUUUGUCAUGAUGAACUAUGGAAAUAUCUCCUCUACGAAUCAACGCUUUCAGGCUGGAUAUGACACAAUAAACUCAACAAAUUACUUUUCAAUCCCUGUGGCUGAUGCAAAAAAGCUGUCCAACUCCAGCAAUGUCAAUGUGUUGGGACGAUGGGUAUUUCGUGUUGAUGGUGGGCCUAAGGGAAUAUUCUACCCGUAUGGAGAUGUAGAGGAUGAGAAAAACCCACAGUCGGAUGACGGAAGUUCUCCACUGAUCCCCUUUCAGCGGCCAUUUGUGUACUUUGGCCGUGUAUAUGACAAAAUAUUUGUGAAUAAUAAUGGAGACCUGACCUUUGAUAAGCCACUUUCCCAGUGGAUUCCCAAUUAUUUUCCUGCAUACUCGACUAGUGACAUCAUCGCUCCACUGUGGACAGACAUUGAUAAUCGUGGAGGAGGAAUCAUCUUUUACCGACAAGUAUCAGAUGGUCCUCUCUUGAAACGGGCUUCAAGAGACAUAAACAAAUAUUAUCCCAACUUGAACUUCUCUGCCUCGUGGGUUUUUAUUGCUACAUGGGAUGAAGUACCGUACUUUGGAAUGACAAACACAAGUUCAUCUUUUCAAGCCGUUUUGGUCUCUGGUGGUUCUCUGUCGUUUGUCAUGAUGAACUAUGGAAAUAUCUCAUCCUCGAAUCAACGCUUUCAGGCUGGAUAUGACACAAUAAACACAACAAAUUAUUUUUCAAUCCCUGUGGCUGAUGCAAAAAAGCUGUCCAACUCCAGCAAUGUCAAUGUGACGGGACGAUGGGUAUUUCGUGUUGAUAGCGGGCCUAAGGGAAUAUUCUACCCAUAUGGAGAUGUAGAGGAUGAGAAAAACCCAAAGUCGAAUGAUGGAAGUUCUCCAUUGAUCCCCUUGCUGCAGCCAUUUGUGUACUUUGGCCAUGUAUAUGACAAAAUAUUUGUGAAUAAUAAUGGAGACCUGACCUUUGAUGAGCCACUUUCCCAGGGGAUUCCCAAUUAUAUUCCUGCAUACUCGACUAGAGACAUCAUCGCUCCACUGUGGACAGACAUUGAUAAUAGUAGGAAAGGAACCAUCUCUUACCGUCAAGUAUCAGAUGGUCCUCUGUUAAAUCGGGCUUCAAGAGACAUCAACAAAUAUUUUCCCAACUUGAACUUCUCUGCCUCGUGGGUUUUUAUUGCUACAUGGGAUAAAGUACCGUACUUUGGAAACAGUAAAUCAGAGUCGACCUUCCAAGUGGUUUUGGUGUCUGGAAAAAACCAUUCAUUUACACUCAUGCAUUAUGAUCAAAUCACCUCCACCUAUGCUGUAGAGUCCGGCUAUGACACAAAUUACUCUACUAAUUUCCUUUCAAUUCCUGUUUCUGACAUCACAAACCUGUCAUGCACAAGCAAUGUCAAUAACAUGGGUAGAUGGGUAUUUCGUGUCGACAAUUCAUCAGAAAGAAAUGGAUUUUGUGGCAGAACUAACCCUCAAGCAUCAAAUAAUCUUCCCACCGCUCAGGUGUGUGGAAGAACCACAUUUACCACCAGCAGCGGGAUAGUAGGAGGUCAGAACGCUUCAGCUGGACGCUGGCCAUGGCAGGCUAGCAUUCUUCUGAAUGGCAGUCACUUCUGUGGAGGUUCCCUCAUCAACAAAGAGUGGGUGCUGACCGCUGCCCACUGUGUUGAUAGUUUUUCCAUCUUUUCUUUAACUGUGGUUUUGGGGCGUCAGACCCAGAACGGCUUCAACCUCAAUGAAGUGUCCAAAAAUGUGAAACUAAUCAUCAAACAUCCCAGUUACAACAGACAUACGAAUAACAAUGAUAUCGCUCUGCUCAAAUUGAGCUCUCCUGUCACCUUCACUGAUUACAUCAGCCCCGUGUGUCUAGCAGCUGAUGGCAGUGUGUUUAACAACGGCACAGACAGCUGGAUCACUGGAUGGGGAAACAUUAGUCGAAGAGAGUCCCUCCCGUCCCCUAAUGUUCUACAGGAAGUGGAGGUUCCUGUAAUUGGUAACAGACAGUGCAACUGCCUCUAUAGAGUUGGAAAUAUAACAGACAACAUGAUCUGUGCUGGUCUACUAGGGGGAGGCAAGGACUCAUGUCAGGGAGAUUCAGGAGGUCCGAUGGUGAGCAAUCAGAGCUCUGUAUGGGUCCAGUCCGGUAUCGUUAGCUUUGGGAUUGGCUGUGCUCGACCUGAAUAUCCCGGUGUUUACACCAGAGUAUCCCGCUAUCAGGAAUGGAUCACCUCCUUCAUGUGCAGCGAUCCUCCAGGUUUUGUGCAGUUUACCUCCACUGGAACAGAUUUUGACAACAAUUACACCUGUCCUGAUCCUCUCCCUUCUUCCACAACAAUAGAUAAAGAAACAAAUAUUCCAUCUUCUGCAACAUCUCUUCUACAAAUCUCUUUGAUAUCAUUUUCUCUAUUUUUUAUAGCAAUUUUUUUUAUUUUUGUUUUUUAUCAUUUUUUCGGCAAGAAAGCAUGCAGUGCUUUUAAAAGGUUCUUUUCCAGUGGUAGAAAGAUUACUGAAAACAUUUACUCAAAUAAAAGUACCGUUACAUUCAAAAAAAUGUAGUGUGAGUAGAGUAAAAAGUAUUUGUCCAAAAAACUACUUGAGUAAGAGUAAAAAGGUAGCUUAUUUCAAAAGUACUCAUGAGUAGUAAGUACUGAGCUGUGGAUUCUACCCCCUUAUAAUAAAUACUGUACACUACAAUUUAAAAAUGUAGAAAACAUCGUACAUACUGUAAUUCACAUUAUCUUUUGUAGUUUGUCAGAAAGAUUAAAGAAUAUCUAUCAUCCUUUUUUUUUUUUUAAAUGUAUCAAAACAACACGGAAAGACUAGUAUAGAGAUGAGAAGAUGAAAGUUAUUCUCAGUUCACUUAACACCAUAUUCAUUGUUUAAAAAAAAAAAAAAAAAAUUUACAUUUUAAAAUAUAUUACAAUUGAAAGCAGUUAUUGUCUUGAUUUUACAAUAUUUUGUUUUUUUCUUGAUUAAUCUUACACAAUGUUAAUUAUUCCCUGACUUUUAAGUACUUGUAAAUAAUAAUUAAUUUCUUUUAUCAUGUAUCUCAUCAACUUCUAUAUACUGGGGUUAUGACAAUUUGUUAUCUUUUACUGCUAUAAAUAUAUAUGCAUGUUAUAUGCGGAUGCAUGGUGUGUUUCACAAAUCACAAAGAUAUAUAUUUGUUUUACUGGAUACUGAUGUAGCAAUAUAAUUUGUCACAGUCAGUUUUGUAUUCUGUUGAGGUUUUUCCAAAUAUAUCACAUAUAAAUGUCAUUUCAGUUUAUUAAGUGCAUUUUAAACUUUUUUUUAAAAAGGGUUUUAAGUUUUUGCUAUUUUUAAGAAAGAGUUGUUUGACAUCUGGGUGGGCUGAUUUGUUGCAUUGUAGCACAAAAUUAUCUUUAUCUUUCUCUUUAGUCUGUAUCCUUUUAUUAUUUGAAAAAAAAUAAAUAUAAGUUUUAAAGAUAUGUACAAUGAAAAUAUGUAAUACACUUUGUUGUUAUGGUGGUAUACUUCCUCUAAUUGACAUUAUUUCUUUUUUGAAAAAACUUUGUACGUUUUUGUAAGUUAAUGUAUCUUUAUAUAUGAUAAUUGCCAAAAAAAAAUUAAUAAUAAAUAAAAUUGGAAAAUGCAAAGAAAGGAAUUUUGGAUUUCUUUACUGUGGUACAACCAUUAGUUUCACAAGUUGUCUGAUGAGAUUGAUCUGUUUGAGCAAUAUUUCAGUUUCUUCCUCAACACAUUGCAUGUUAUCUGGCUAGCUGACUUGCACUGCCUUCUCUUCUCAUCUCAAAUAGUUAUCCUCACACUUCCUGGGGUUUGUCAGGAUACUGAUGUUUCAGUAAUUAAUAAAAGUCUACUUAAAAGUGGAGCCCAUAUAUACUAUAAAAGUGUAUACUAUAUACAUUUUACUUUAAUGCAUUUUCUUAUUUAAUUUUAUCAAUUUGAUUAUAUUACAUUUUUUUACACUUUUUCUCUAAACUUUUACACGGAGCCCCCAGCACUCCCUUGCGGACCCCAGUUUGAAAACCCCUAAUAAUGCCUGUUUGUU